Messenger RNA from Selaginella moellendorffii, 2150 nucleotides. Its product is annotated as protein NRT1/ PTR FAMILY 6.2. The coding region runs from base 315 to 2051 and encodes 578 amino acids. Lineage: Eukaryota; Viridiplantae; Streptophyta; Lycopodiopsida; Selaginellales; Selaginellaceae. The record is from RefSeq and is a predicted model, not a curated record. Gene Ontology annotation, molecular function: transmembrane transporter activity. The transcript has 4 exons. Gene Ontology annotation, biological process: transmembrane transport; oligopeptide transport. Gene Ontology annotation, cellular component: membrane.
CUGAGCGAGCGUGUGAGUCGAGCAAGAGAGAAAGAGAGUCCUGCUAGCUUGUCCUUGCCUGCUUUUUACAAACUGCUUCCACGCUCGAGCAAACUCAUCACCACACUCAUUGUGUCAUAGAGUACCUUGAAAUUCGUCAAUCCUGGUCAAGAAACACAUAGAAUCAGCGAAAAAACCAAGAGAACCUGUACUGUGUAUAGGCGAAGGCUACCUCAAAGAUUAGUUUCUCCCGUAGUCUAUCACUUCUCGUCCGCUAGAAGAAAGUUCCGAGGCUCACUCCUUGAUUCUAAGCUUUUCGCAGCUUUCGUGCAGUCAUGGCAGAGGUUGUAGGAGAUGGAUCCUUGGAUCACAAAGGAAAUCCCGCCAUCAGGUCCGCUACCGGCGGAUGGAAACGAGCCGUUCUGGUCUUCGGACCGGAGCUCUGCGAACGAAUGACGACGCUGGGUGUUGCCACGAAUCUGGUGACUUAUCUCACCAACGAUCUGCACCUCUCCAACACCAAAGCUCCAAACAUCGUCACGAACUUCCUGGGUACUUCUUUCAUGUUGUGCCUUCUGGGAGGAUUCAUAGCCGAUACUUACAUCGGCCGGUUCUGGACGGUCGCUAUCGCCGCAACAAUCCAGUUCCUGGGAAUGCUUGUUCUCACCAUUCUCACCUCACUUCCAUCACUGAGGUCUCCUCACUGCGUCCACGACUGCCCUCCCGCGAAAGCCAAGCAGCUCAGCCUGCUCUAUCUCGCGCUCUACCUCUCCGCACUGGGAACCGGCGGCAUCAAGUCCAACGUCUCUGCAUUCGGAGCCGAUCAAUUCGAUAAGAACGAACCGAAGGAGCAGAAGCUCAUGUCUUACUUUUUCAACUGGUUCUUCGUUUCCAUCUCGGUGGGAGCUCUCUUCUCCCUCACUGUGCUCGUCUACAUCCAGGACAACGUCGGCAGAGGCUGGGGAUACGGCAUCUGCGCUGCUGCCAUGCUGCUCGCCAUCGUCAUUUUCCUGGCCGGCACUCGCAUGUACCGCUACAAGGCACCGUCAGGAAGCCCCUUAACUCGCAUCGCGAAAGUUGUCGUAGCCGCUGUCAGGAAGCACAAGCUGGAGCUCCCCCGGGACCAAAGUUCUUUGUAUGGGUCACUUGGCCCUGGCAAAGACGCUGAAGAUCCAGCCACCGACCAGAGCGCCAGGCACACUAAUCAAUUCAGGUUCCUCGACAAGGCCGCGGUUCUAGAACCCAGCGACGACGAGAUUUACGACGAGAAUCCAAAGCCAUGGAGGCUGUGCACUGUAACACAGAUCGAAGAAGUCAAGAUGGUGCUUAGAUUACUCCCAAUCUGGGCCACCACCAUCACCUUUUACACAGUCUACGCUCAGAUGCUCACCUUCUCGGUCGUCCAAGGCUCCAAGAUGGACAGAAAGAUGGGCAGCUUCCUCUUCCCGUCAGCGUCCUCGGCAGCGUUCCUGUUCGCGACCAUCAUGGUCACAGUCACGGUCUAUGAUCGCUUCAUCGUACCUCUGAUGCGAAAGCUCACGGGCCAUCCUCAAGGAAUCACGACACUGCAGAGAAUCGGCGUGGGUCUGGUGGUGGCGAUCCUGGCGAUGGUGGUGGCUGCCACGGUCGAGAGGCGACGAGUUAGAAUCGCGAGAGAGAACAAGCUACUCGACUCACCCGACGUGCCGGUUCCAAUGAGCGUGCUGUGGAUCCUCCCACAGUACGUGCUGGUUGGGAUAGGUGAGGCCUUCACUUACAUUGGGCAGUUGGAGUUCUUCUACCGCGAAUCGCCGGAUGGGAUGCAGAGCCUGGGAGUGGGAUUGUUCCUCAGCACCAUCUCGCUAGGGUUCUUCCUCAGCAGCUUUCUGGUAUCGGUGGUGGACAGUGUCACCAGGGGCGGCGGCAGUGGCGGAUGGAUCGUCAAUAAUCUGAAUCGCAGCCGACUGGAUGAUUUCUACUGGCUGCUGGCGGUGGUGUCGUCUGUGAAUCUGGUGCUCUACCUCAUCUGUGCGAGAUGGUACAAGUACCGCCGAGCUGUAUCACAUUCUACAGGCACUAGCGCACAUUUCUGAGACACCUCACAUUCAACUCACUUUAUUAAUAAUAUGAAAAGAAAGAAAGAAAAAAUUUAAGUAUCAUAGCACCUAAUAAAACUUUAAUACUUUUAAGCA